UCUUGAGAUUAAUUAAGUGGUGAUAUUGCAUUAUCUCUACUAAAAUCUAGUAUAAUUCGUCAUUUAUCGAAAGUGUCAAGUGCCCACGAUUGUGCGUUAAAUUUUAACGUGUUUCUUACCAAAAAACGGAUUCUAAACUAUCUACACUUCCAGGAGACGAUCACUCCUCUCUGUUUAUGCGAAGCAGUGACCGUGGAAAACUCCAGUGAAAAGUUCGAAUUUUCUCUUGAGAUCAAAUUGUCGGUUUUUAUCGUUCAUCCAUGAGGUUUAUCUGUAAAAAACCAAAUUAAAAAUAAAGUGAGUUCGGUUCAACAUUCAAAAUAGUGUCGAAUUUUGUAUGGUAAACAAAAGUGACAGCGGGAGGAAUUCUUUUGCAUAUUAUGGUUUUUUAGUUGCUGCAGUGCUAGACGUGAAUUGGAAAAAUUCUGAAUUGGAUUAAAAAAAGAAUGUGUGCUUCUUCAUAGAGAGUGUCAGCUCAACCUCAAGAAGCACACUUUCCUUCAUUCUAAACAUGAAGAUCAAAGUGCCAAUCUUAAUCUCAGAAUUUAGGAAUUUCUACCAAAGAUCAAUAAUCUAAAUCUGAUAAAAAAAGCUUCCAAAGGUCUACCAGAGUGCGCUUAGAAUUAGAAUGAUACUAAGUCCAGGGAUGAUAACACUGCCAGAAAAUUCAGUAGUACUAAGACAAAUCUUAAAAGUAUAUCAGCUAAAAACGAAAAUAAUUGAUAACCCUAGAAUCCAGUGAUUCCUCGUUGGAUGCCGGGGUCUUCCCAAGCUUUCCCUUUUGAAAUUUUGUAUUCGACAGCUGAGCAUGUUCGGUAAAGUGCCUCCGUCAAAUUCACCAGGUCCUCCUCCAAACAACUCUUCCAAAAUACUUGGCAGGUCGUCUGGAUCAUGUCUGCCUUGUUUCUCAGCGGAGGAUGGACCUGCAGUUGGUAUCGAGGAUCAACCAAAAUCCUGGCGACUCCAGAACCAUGAGGCUAUCUUCACGGAACUGCCUUGCGACUUCCAGCCUUCCAGUACUGUAUCAUCAGUGUCUACGGAAAUCUCAAGACCUUGCAGAACAGAGGUGGUAAACAUGUGCUUAAAGAGUUCUCCAACGCGCGUUAGCGCAAAAUCUCCCUCCAAAGAACCGAGAAAGAAUUUCAUUAGUUCCAGCGUUCACAGAUGUUCCUCAAAUCCCAAUUGUCCUAGUGUAUCAAAAAAUUGCAGUAACGGUGCUUCCAAAUCGUCCAAAACUUCCUCUUUCUCCAGUCUGGCCAGUCCGAAUAAUGAAUCAGCGCCAAAGACUGCCAGAAAGUCGUCUAUGCCAAACCGGGAAUUUCCAGUUGAAGAAGAUGGAUCGAGAAUUAGCGAUAAUAAAUUAGUUAAUAGAGACCAAUCGAGAGUGCCAACUCCGAUUUCCAAGGCGGCUCCCAGCAGAUCUUCCGAAACUGAUUCUACGACUGGUGGUCUCUUGAGUAGCGAUCACAUCCAACCAGUUUCUCCAGAUCCAUCAACAAUUUUCUCUCCAGUUCGUGACACGAAGAUGGAGCCACGACGGAGUCUUAAGAACAAAUCUACCGCAUCUCCUGGAAAUGCCAACAACCCUCCAGCUCUUCCAAAUCCUAGUACCUGUCCUGAAAGAACCCAAGCUGAUUUUACAGCGUCAACACCCACCAAGAAUUCAGAUACUGACAAUAGGAAAAAUUGUACGAGUUUCACCCGAGAUUUGCCGACCGAGUUGCAGUCGAGUCCGAGAAGCUACAAGGAUCGGGAAAAGUGUAGAGAUCCAUGGAGACCCACUGAAAUGGAGGGAACGCUUGCGAAUUUUACUAUUUGCUCUGAAAAUCCUGUUCAGGAAGCUGGUCCCAAACGAAGAACUGGGGCAUCUUGUCAGGCUUUGAGACAUGCUGUUGCGUCCUUGAAUCGUCUUGAUGACUUCUACAUGGAGAAAAUUGGAUCUGGAUUCUUCUCCGAAGUCUUUAAGGUCACCCACAAAGUAACUGGUCAGGUGAUGGUCCUGAAAAUGAACCAACUUCCGGCUAACAGACCGAACAUGCUCAAGGAGGUCCAGCUGAUGAACAAACUCAGUCACCCGAAUAUUCUCAGAUUUAUGGGAGUUUGUGUUCACGAAGGACAACUACACGCCCUUACAGAAUACAUAAACGGUGGAAGUUUGGAGCAGCUGAUAAUGGCAAAACACAUACCACUCUCCCAUUUAAUCAGGAUGAGCCUGGCAAGGGAUGUCGCUCGAGGGAUGGCCUAUCUACAUAGUCGUGGGAUCUUUCACCGAGAUCUUACUUCCAAGAACGUGCUUAUAAAAAAAGACGAAUGUUCCGGUGAACUGAGUGCCGUCGUUGGAGAUUUUGGAUUGGCAGCCAAAAUCCCAGACCCAAGUUCAGGUUAUCGACUUAGCACGGUUGGAAGUCCUUACUGGAUGUCUCCUGAGUGUCUAAAGGGUCAAUGGUACGACCAUAGAUCCGAUAUCUUCUCCUUUGGCAUCGUCGUUUGCGAAUUAAUCGGCCGAGUGCCUGCUGACCCCGAUGUUCUACCGCGCUCAGAUAAUUUCGGACUCGAUUAUCUAGCAGUUGCGGAGAUUUGUGCAGCUGCUGAUCCACCAUCUGCCUUUUUACAACUUGCCUUCCACUGUUGCACGUACGAGCCAAAGUCGAGGCCCACGUUUCCUGAGAUCGGUUCAAUUCUCGACAAUAUUAUCGGCAACUACGAGGAGGAGAGCAAAGGCAAUUUAGGAAAGCGACAAUCAGUGGAUCCAACGUUGAUGUCAAGUGUGGAAGAAAUUGUGAGAGCUGGUCGAUCAGCGAAACGGAGAACGGCGAGACUGAGAAGUCUCUCGGCUGAUGCGAGAGGGUGUGCUAAUGCAUCACCUUCUGAUAAGGCAAGGUGCCAUUCUGCCAGGCGAGUUGCGGAACUCGCCAGCCGAAGAGAUCCUCAUUACAGGCCCAUGACAGCGAAUCCAUUCCACGCUCUAGGCGGUGUUAAGAAAAUCCUCGGGGAUCUCUUUUCAAGUUGUCUCGAGCUUCCAAGUUUGGAAGACGUCAGGGCGAGCGUCACCGACGGCGUGAGCUCGAAAUUCAAACUAGCUCAGAACGACAGCAUCGCGAAGAUUUUAGAGAGGAAGAAGCCUAGUUCGGAACCGAGUAGUCCAACUGCCAGAAAGAAGUGGGAGAAAAAGGUGGCAACGAAGGUCGGUGCAACUUGUCUCUUUGCUCAUCCCCUUUUCCGAGACGGCUGGGAACCAAGACGUCGUGGCAGCUGCGAAUCCGGCUUCUGGAGUUGCGUCGGAGAAGAUUUAAGUCCCGAGCCGCCGAAUCGUCGUCACGCAUCCACCCUGAGCAGUUCUGCAGCCAGCAGUCUCUUCCUCCUCGAUGAUCACAGGACGAGUUCAAUCUACACCGAUUCUUCUGAGGACAUAGCGAGUCUCGGUGGCGGAGAUUCCUCGUGCUGGGAAGACCGACUCGGUGGAAUUGGCUCGACUAGCAAGACGAUUUCAAAAAUCGUUGAGUAUUUCGAGAGGAAGCAGGCGACAUCAGGUAGUUUCAGAUUAGGCGAGCAUGGAUUUGACGUCGGUCCUAAUCGAAUGGCUCUGCUGAGAGCGAGUUUAGAAGGUUCGCUGCCACUCUGCAACAUUUCGGCGGCUCAGCGAUUAGUCGUUUGCGAGGGCGCUGUCAGGAGCAAACUGCCUCUCUUUGACAAAAAAUGAUGAAACCGGUUGUUCGAUGCUUCGUCCAUCGUUCAGCAAUUUUAGGGUAACUCAAACAAAGAGGCCAGGUAAAACAAUUCUCAACCAAAAACUGAGCGUGUUACGCAUAAAAGGCUAAUUAGAAGCAAACAAUGCUCAGAAAUUUUAUUGACUGUGAUCUUACUCUCUUUUCUUUUUUUUUACGGCUUUACCUGUCUCUCGUAUUCAAUGAAGUCAAUUUGGCAUAUGCGAAUUUAUACGAAAGGGAGAAUGCUACUCGAGAGCUUUUAUGCGCAACACGCAAUCGAUCAGCAGCGUUUUGCUUUCGUUUUCUGAUUUCUAAUAGUUCCUAGUAAGUAACUAUUCUUCAAAACAUCGAGACAACUUCUGAAUUUCUUUUAGUAUUUUCGGAAGGGUAGAAAGAAACAAACGUGCUACUUUUUUUUCUUGAUUUCGAGACAAGUCGUUGACAGAGUUCGCCGCAAUGUUGUAUAAGGAUCAACUGAGCGUUAGAUAAUUUUAUUCUAUUAUAAUAUAAUUAAGGUUCAUCUUUUUUUUUUUUUUUUGCUUUUCGUUAGAUUCUACCUCGAAUUUUAUCAUUUGAUACGUCUCAGUUCUACGCCUCAGCGUCAGUACAGUGUCAAAUAUCAGAUGUCUUCAUAAAUCUUAGAAAAAUCUUCCCUAGGCCUAUAUAUUGUACACGCUUAACUUGCUCGCAGGGUCUAAAACUGAUACAAGAGAAUCAUCAUAAUUUGAUUUUUUUUCAACUCCAAGUUUCAGUUUUUUUUUCAGUGUAGUAUUGCGAUUUUAAAACUGGUUUUAGCCCCUGCUAGUGCCGUUAGCAGAAGAAGUUUCAAAUUUUGCUACGGUUUAAAGAAUAAAGACCGUCCUCUUGAAAAAGGGAGGUCCCUUCCGAUUCUCCAUGCCAAAUGCAAAAUGUAUUGAUGUGUUCGUUGGGUGUAUGAUGGUGUGCUCCGAAUUGAAGAGACAAAUAGUAUAUUUUGUUGUCUGUGUAUUUUUGUCGGUGAGAAAUCUAAACUUCGACCAGAGAGAUUGCCAAGGUAAAAGAGGAUAAUAUGUAACUGAUCUAGUCAGUGUAUUAAUGAGGCGGCCUUAUAUUUUAUAUAUAAAUAUUAUUAUAUACAUGAUAGAAUUAACUAAGUAUUUAGCAUCUUAAGAAGCACGAUGCAGAUAUGGCGAAAAGGACCCAAAAGCAGUCGAUUUACAAAAUCAAUUGGAAGCAGGGUGGCCACUGAACUGUAAAAUGACGUUUUUUUUUACUUUUUGUAAACAGAAUUUAGUUCAUUGAUUCCAAGCUUUAAAUUUGAGAUUGUUGUGUUACAGUGAUUUUAAAUUGAAAUUGUUUAAUGUUUUAGCAAUCGACUUUUCCGAGGGGUUGAUUACUCGGAUUUUUAGUGUACGCUAGAUUGCAAAAUAUUGCAUUGAUUGCAAGAAAAUUAUAUGGAUUAUAGGGAAUUUAUUAUAAAAAAGUCAGUAUAUAGUAAACAAAUUAUAGCAUAAUAAGAACUGGAAUUAGUAAUAAAAAAAUAUUGAAGGAAUUAAUGUAAAAGGUAGAGAAACUACAAAGAAGAGAUUUAUUUUUUUCUUCCAAAAUCUUUAAAAUAAUUGAAGUUCCUAUAAAUCUUAAUCUUCUCUCGUUAAAUCGUUGAAAUCCGUAAACAAAAUCUUCAAAUAAAACUUAAUUUAUUUCGUAAAGAAUAAAUCAUUUGAAAUUGUUUGAAUGUAAAUAUUGAAUUCAACUUAUUUAUCAAAUUUCUCUGGCAAAAACGUUAAAAUCCCCAGAAAUCUUUGAAAUCCCGUGAACUCCUUGGAGAUUUAAUAAAAUCCUUUAAAAAUUGUGAAAUUCCUUGAAAUACCUUAAAAUCCUUUAAAAUGUUUAAGAUCGUUAAGAAUCCCUUGGAUCUUUAGAAAUGCUACAACAUUCUUAAAGAUUUCUUGACAUUUUUUAUAUCUCUGGAAAUCUUUGGAAAUCCUAUAUUAUUUUUUGAUAUCCACUGACAUAUUUAAAAA
Belonocnema kinseyi is the source of this 5710-nucleotide messenger RNA. It is a transcript of the gene cdi, whose product is annotated as serine/threonine-protein kinase ste20. The transcript is spliced from 6 exons. Lineage: Eukaryota; Metazoa; Arthropoda; Insecta; Hymenoptera; Cynipidae. Gene Ontology annotation, cellular component: cytoplasm; nucleus. Gene Ontology annotation, molecular function: ATP binding; protein serine/threonine kinase activity. Gene Ontology annotation, biological process: actin cytoskeleton organization; protein phosphorylation. The coding region runs from base 809 to 3700 and encodes 963 amino acids. The record is from RefSeq and is a predicted model, not a curated record.